CGCACCAGUAGCGUUUGCUGAACUCGUGCAGCUGAGCGUCGCUCAACAACUACAACAAUGAGCGCGAGCUGAGCGCGUUCGGCUCGUUUGAAUUGAAGUUUACUUCAGUGGAGCUGCCCGUAAUAUUCACUACAUGUGUUCUUUGGAGGUUUCCAGAGCACUGUGUUAAAUGGAGCUAGAGGACCAAUGGUGGAAAGGACAACUUGCUGCAGAUAUAUACCAGGCUCUGCGAUACAAAGAGCUCAAGUUGCCUUCCUACAAAGGCCAGUCCCCUCAGCUCAACUUGAGAAGAUACUUUGCAGACCUCAUAGCCAUCGUCAGCAACCGCUUCAGGCUGUGCCCUGCAGCCAGACACCUGGCCGUCUACCUGCUGGACCUCUUCAUGGACCGCUAUGACGUCACGGUGCAGCAGCUUCAUAUGGUCUCGCUCUCGUGUCUCCUGUUGGCCAGUAAAUUUGAGGAGAGGGAAGACCGCGUGCCAAAGCUGGAAACCCUGAACAGCCUGGGCUGCAUGAGCUCCAUGAACCUGGUCCUGACCAAGCAGGGUCUGCUGCACAUGGAGCUCCUCCUGUUGGAAACGUUCCAGUGGAACCUUUACCUCCCCACAGCCGCUCACUUCAUAGAAUACUACCUGUCCGUUGCCGUCCAUGAGGGAGAUCUGCACGAUGGCUGGCCUGUGACGUGCCUGGAGAAGACUAAACUAUACAUGGCCAAGUAUGCUGAUUAUUUCCUGGAGGUUUCUCUACAAGAUCAUGUGUUUUUGUGUUUUGCCCCUUCACUUGUGGCCGCCGCCUGCGUGGCCGCCUCGCGCCUCAUCCUCCACCUGUCCCCUACGUGGCCACCCCGACUGCAGCGCCUCGCGGGCUACACGUGGGAGAACCUGGUCUCGUGCGCGGAGAAACUUCUCAUUGCACAUGACAGUGAUGUCAAAGAGGCCAACAAGCAAAAGUGCCAGCAGCCCGGACAGCAGCAGCAGCAGCAGAGUCAGACAGUGUACCACAGUUCAGGCCAGACAGCCACUGUGGCGCAGUACCUGCACCGACCCGGCUUGCAGUAUCCCCAGCAGGCUCCGCAGCCGGGCCUGGCCCCCAACCACAGGCCUGCCUCCUACCUCAGCCACUCCACCGGCGGCCUGCAGGGGCCCAACGGCCCCCUGCACGGCAACACCCAAGCCAUCACCGCCUCACUGGAUCCAAAGUCCAGCAUUCCGAACAGGGCCUACCAAGUCAGCAUGCAUUACCCCUGCGCUGCCCCGUGCUUUGAAAGAUGAUGGAGAUUUUUUUUUUUGUUUUUUGUGGAGGAAGAGAUGAGAUGCGGCGAUCCGUUUCUCUCGAAACCGAACAGAAUUCACUGAAGGAAAAACUGUUUUUAAUUUGAAAAGACUUGACGAGACUGGUGCAGCACUUUGAACCAUAAGGUGUACGCAGUGUGCAAUAUAGCCUACCCUGCUGUGAUUUUCUGUGUAGAGCCUGUGCGAGGGUUUUUUUUUUUUUUUUUCUGUCCGAGAUAUGAGGUAUGAAUGUUGUAGAGAGUUGAUUAGAGGUACAGAUGAAGAUGCACCUGCGUCUGCUAGUGUUACUGUAUAAUUUAGCUACAGACGAAAGUAUUUAUUUAAGCCAAAGCAUAUCAUAGGUAUUAAAUACACACAUGCCUUGUGCCUAUGGUCACUGUAAGCAUUACUAUGCUCAGAGUUAACGGACGGUAACAAAUGAGGAUUUACGUGGGUUUAUGGUUGAGUUGGAAAUUUCUGUAGGUGUCUUUUUUUCUUCCGAAGAGUUUGAAGAAAUGUUAAAAAAAAAAAAAAAAAAAAAGGGGGAAGAAUACACAAUGCUCUUCUGAUUUCAGUCAGUGCUGUCCAGUUCUGCAAUGACGCUUUUAAAUAAAAUACCCUUUAAACAGUG
Mugil cephalus (flathead mullet) is the source of this 1901-nucleotide messenger RNA. RefSeq names its product cyclin J (gene ccnj). NCBI's taxonomy places the organism in Eukaryota, Metazoa, Chordata, Actinopteri, Mugiliformes, Mugilidae. Gene Ontology annotation, biological process: regulation of cyclin-dependent protein serine/threonine kinase activity; mitotic cell cycle phase transition. Bases 170 to 1270 code for a protein of 366 amino acids. The transcript is spliced from 6 exons. The record is from RefSeq and is a predicted model, not a curated record. Gene Ontology annotation, molecular function: cyclin-dependent protein serine/threonine kinase regulator activity. Gene Ontology annotation, cellular component: cyclin-dependent protein kinase holoenzyme complex; cytoplasm; nucleus.